Messenger RNA from Lynx canadensis (Canada lynx), 558 nucleotides. Its product is annotated as zinc finger protein with KRAB and SCAN domains 4-like. NCBI's taxonomy places the organism in Eukaryota, Metazoa, Chordata, Mammalia, Carnivora, Felidae. The transcript has a single exon. The record is from RefSeq and is a predicted model, not a curated record. Bases 1 to 528 code for a protein of 175 amino acids.
AUGGGGCCUCCGGUGGCGAAGACGGAAGCCGGAGAGGCCUCUGCCCCCGUGCGGGACGCCAGCCCCCAUCGGGGUCCUGAAGACUCGCGCCGGCGCUUCCGGGGCUUCCGCUACCCUGAGGCCGAGGGGCCCCGCGAGGCGCUGCGCCGGCUCCGCGAGCUGUGCCGCCAGUGGCUGAGCCCGGAUAUACACAGCAAGGAGCAGAUCCUGGAGCUGCUGGUGCUGGAGCAGUUCCUGACCAUCCUGCCCGCCGAGCUCCAGGCCUGGGUGCGGGGACAGCACCCGGAGAGCGGGGACGAGGUGGUGGUGCUCCUGGAGCACCUGCAGAGACAGCUGGAGGCGCCGACACCGCAGGUAGAGGCCCCGAGCCCGGCUUCUAACCCAAGUCUCGGGCCGAGGGCGGGGCGUGCCGUCAACAUCGGAACUUCUCUCUCUCUCUCUCUGCCACUCGGGUGGAGUCCCUGGGCCCCUCCUCGUAACAGAAGUUUUAGAUACAUGAAGGAUCACAGAAGAACUCGAUUAUGUUGAAAUACAUUGCAUUAAACAAAUUAGUGACAA